Molecule: messenger RNA, 791 nt
Organism: Cephus cinctus (wheat stem sawfly)
Lineage: Eukaryota; Metazoa; Arthropoda; Insecta; Hymenoptera; Cephidae
Exons: 2
Source: RefSeq, a predicted model, not a curated record
GUGCAGUCCGGGAUAUACACGCGUACCUUACAAGCUCGUGUACCGCGCAAGAUUAUAUAGGUCUGACGAUUAAAUCAGACAGUUUUGCGUGCGGGGCCGCGUGGCUGUCGUACAAGCCGGCUCGAGACUUUCUUGAAAACGACGUGUGGGGUGUAAUAUCAUCCGUCGCGCAGAGCGCCCAGGCGUUCCAAAUAGACAAAUCUUUUGUCAUAGAGUUGUGUAUAGUGGAAGUACCGCGGGGUACAGGGCGUGUGUAAUUAGCGCACGAGUUUAUAAAAAAACACUCUAUACUUGCCAUAAUAAACACCGAUAAUCUCUGUCUACCUAGAUCGCUCGCUGUGGCGAUGGUAUACGCUGAACGCGGGGAAGUACGCUCUGGGGAACUGCAUGAGAGAUGGAACGCUGUACGGCGUCAACAGGGCAAAUUUCAAAAACAAUUAGCUCUGGAGCUUGUGACAAACGCCUGUGUAGAAAUACCGCCCGAUGGUUGUGGUAUUCGGGAAAUUGAUAAAUUUCAAAGACACCUUGCUCCGGAUGGUAUAGCCAUUGUUGUUUACGAGUUCGACAGUGUAGGCAGCGGUGAGAAACCGCUGUACGACGGAUCGCAGAUAGUCGAUAGCGCGUACGGUUCAGGGAAACCACGGCAAACUCUCCGCAUCCUGUAUUAUAAUAAUUCGCAGCAUUAUCAGCCUAUUUUAAAUAUGCGGGGUGCGGUCGGUAGUCGGGGUUUUUACAUACCAUGUAACAGAUCUUACACGCACGAGGCACAACAUAAGUGCUCCAACAAAUGC